AUGGCGUCGGUCGGCGCCGGGGUGCAUCUCAUCUGCAGGCGGGCAGCAGGCAGGAGCUCAGCGGUGGAGAGGAGGAACCUGCUGACGGUGUGCAGGUUUUCAGUGAAGACUAUGCUGGACCGCUCCUGUUUUGAGACAAUAGAUGACUCAUGUCCAGACUUCACAAACUUUGUCUCCAUCCUGGAGCACAUCCUCAGUCAUCGACUCAAAGGUCACACAACUUGGUUUGGCUAUGAGAGUCCUCGGAAUUUUUGGGAUUAUAUAAAGGUAGCCUGCAGUAAAGUCCCUCAUAAUUGUAUCCGAAGCAUCGAGAGCAUGGAGAACGUGCGAUCAUCGAGAGCUAAGGGCAGGGCAUGGAUCCGAGUGGUUUUGAUGGAGAAAAGACUGUCAGACUACAUCUCAUCUGCACUGAGGGACUUCAAAACCAACAGGAGGUUUUAUGAGGACGGAGCGAUCAUGCUGGGAGAGGAGGCGUGGCUGUUGGCGGACACGCUCAUCGGACUCAACACCAUCGACUUCAGCUUCUGUCUGAAAGGAGAAGGUGUGGACGGCAGCUGCCCCUCCGUGAUCGACUACACGCCUUACCUGAAGUUCACUCAGAGUGCAGACAGCAUCAGCAGUGAUGAGGAGGAGAUGAGGACUCUGGGGAGCAGUGGCAGUGAGAGCAGCACCCCUGACAAAGUGGCUACCGCUGCUUCCAUCUUUACCGAGCAGAGCAACUUAGUCACCAAGUGCAAACGCUUUGAGCAGAAGUAUCGCAUGGCACUGGAGCAGAAGGGUUACCUGGAGGAGCUGGUCCGUCUCCGUGAAGCCCAGCUGUCGGAGGCUGUGUCUCAUAACAAAGCUCUUCAGCAGAGCCUAGCAGACACACACCUCUCCCACACAGUGGAGAAAGAACAGCUUGAGUACAUCAUCCUUGAACUUCAGGACCAACUGACAGUGCUGAAGAACAAUGAUUUGCGGUCCAGACAGGAGUUGACAGCCCAUCUGACUAAUCAGUGGCCGUCUCCUGAUACGCUGGAUGCCAACGCCGUCGCCUUGGACACACUUCUGUAUCGAAAGAACACCGCACAGUGGGAGGAUAAGAGUUUCCAGAGUCUGGAGCAGCUGUCUGCAGACAUGAGCCUCUCACAAACUUCCCUGGAGCGGUCUCACACACUAAGUCUGGAAGCCAGAACAGCCGGCACACACUGGCCCCGCCAAGGUAAAGAGGAAACUCCAUCUCUCAGAGGUCUGUGUGGCUCCCUGACCUCAGUCGCUAGCUACAAGUCUCUGGUCAGCCUGAAGUCCAGUGAGUGUUUGGCCAGUCCCGCCACAGAGAUCAGCAGUCCAGGCAUCACCCCUUCAUAGGGGAACCAACAACUGGAUGACACAUCACUGACAGGGACCAGACAA
Molecule: messenger RNA, 1395 nt
Organism: Scomber japonicus (chub mackerel)
Lineage: Eukaryota; Metazoa; Chordata; Actinopteri; Scombriformes; Scombridae
Gene: rundc3b
Product: RUN domain containing 3b
Exons: 11
Coding region: 1-1350 (449 amino acids)
Source: RefSeq, a predicted model, not a curated record